Molecule: messenger RNA, 1344 nt
Organism: Lytechinus variegatus (green sea urchin)
Lineage: Eukaryota; Metazoa; Echinodermata; Echinoidea; Temnopleuroida; Toxopneustidae
Product: cell adhesion molecule 4-like
Exons: 3
Coding region: 1-1344 (447 amino acids)
Biological process (GO): cell-cell adhesion
Cellular component (GO): cell-cell junction
Molecular function (GO): cell adhesion molecule binding
Source: RefSeq, a predicted model, not a curated record
AUGGCUUUACAGUUUUUACUGCUUUUGUGCUCUAUCAUUGCAUUGACCAAUGCCGUGAUUUUCACAAGUGAGCCCGAGGACCUAAUGGUCGACCAGGGGUCUCGAUUCCACCUCAACUGUGCCAUCCACGGACUCCUUGCAAACCAAGAGGUCGUCUGGAGGAAGAACAACAUCUCCAUCAGCAUCGGUGCCGACGUGAUGGGUGACCACCUCAUCGUCGACCUCAAGAGAUACCGUGUCGUCCAGGACAUCACCCAGGGGUCGUACCAACUGAAUGUCUUUGACAUCGCAAGAAUGGACGAUGGUGUGUACCAGUGCGUGGUGUACAACAACACUGGCAUCCACCUUCAUGAAGUGGCUGCCCAGUCUCGGACAGCCACGGUCACUGUCUACUACACACCUGUCAAGAAGUACCCCUACUGUCCUUUUGGUGAAGCAUCCAGGGAACUGAAUGUUGGUGAGAACAUCCCAGCUUGUAUAUCAGAGAAGGGACUCCCACCGGUGAUGCUCGAGCUCCAGGGUGCCUUCGAUGAUUUGCCUGCGACUCACACAGAUUACUCAACAGUCCCAGGGUUUGCCGUCUUGACGAUGAAUGUAUCGGAAGCUGAUGAAGGAAGGACGUAUACUUGCCGUGCAAGAAGUUCGGAUUUCCAAUUCUAUACGAGUACAUGUGAUGUCGGACCUCUACGGGUGGUUUACCCGCCGCGUGUUGCGAUCAGACCGAUCAAGGCAGUCCCGUCGGUCGGUGACGAAGCCGUCUUCGUAUGCGAGAUCGUUGCUAAUCCUCAACCAACCAGCAUCGUGUGGUCGUUCAUCCCGCCAAUGGAUAAAUCACGAUAUCGGCUUUAUGAUGAGAACAGAACCUUGGAGAUCGUACGCAUUCGUGAACAUGACGAUAACCGCAUACUCGUCUGCUCCGCAGGGAAUCGUAAGGGCAAUGCGUCCUCGGAGCGAGUCGUUGCGCUCUCAAAGACCCACCGUCCUCGGGGAUCGGACCCACAUGCUCCAAACGAAAGACAACACGACCAAGAUCGCUUCCUUUUCACACGAUGCAGUGACGCCAAUGCCGUGAUCGUAGCUUGCCUGAUCGCCCUCGCCAUUCUCUUUCUCGUAUUCGUGUUCGUGGUUUGCUGUCGAACGAAGACUUUGAAGAUGCCAACGACUCAAAACUUUGGAGGAAACAAGUGUUCAAGUUCUCCUGAUCUAUCAUCGGAAACUGUUUCAUUGGUGUCACUAAAAACUGGAGUACCGCAGGUAUAUGGUAUUGACGACGAUGACGAUGUCAUUGAUGAUGACUGUGAUGGUGAUGGCGGUGGUGGAGGUGAUGACUAUGAAGGAAGAUGA